AUGUCCUCGUCAUACUUCUCCUCGUUCAUCUCCAAGCGCAAAGGUCUCAAGAACAUCACCCUCCCCGGCGUGCGACGCAUCCCGAACCCGCCCUCCCCUGCCUCCUUCGUCUCCCCCGCCAUCCUCGACAUCAACGACGCUUAUGACGGCUACGAUCCAUCUCCGCCCACCGCGGGCGAGGUCCGGCUCGCGUAUGAGCACUACGUCGAGUACAAUCAGCCCCCCUCGGACUCCUCCCGGCUCCAGGUCGACUUUAACCACGCGCCCUCGGCCCGCUCCUUCUCUGAGCUGCACGAACGCGAGCCGUCCGCGCAAGACAGCUCGCUCCGCAAGUUUUCGGAUGACACCGUGAAGAACACUCAGGACCCCGCGACUUGGGAGAGUGGGAGCGAUCCGAGGAGCGCAGGGCCGAGCGGAAGCGGCAGUGGGAGCGCGAGCGGGUGGGGCACGGCCACAGCGAGUGCUUCUACGAGCGAUAUGUCUGCGCGAUCCCCGGAAGCAUUCGGAAGUCCGUCUGUGGAGGAUGUGAUCGUCGUUAGCCCCGAGUCCACCGAGGAUUUUGUUGAAUUUGUGUCUGAAGAAGGGCACGACCCAUCGCAUCUGCGCGGCGGGUCCAGGAAACACGCGCCUCUGCCGCUUCGGAUCCCCGCUUCCGGAGCCCAACUGCCGCGACGCGCGAGCGCGUCCAACCUGCCCUCCGCCGCACCGAUCAGCGCGCGGUCUCGCCCGGCUUCGAUGGACUCAGCGGAAGCGCUAUCUGCCAUCUCUGGCACGACGCUCGCGCGCGCGAUGGCCUCCACCUUCGUUUUCCCGGAUGACACGAAUAUAAACCGGCGCUCGCGGCACCGCAGCGGUCUUGUGCGCCAGGACUCGGCCACUCUUCCGCGCGGUGAUCAGCCGUUAUUGAACUCGCCCUACUGGCGGCUUAGCAAGGCGAGCAUGGGCAGCGAUUUCAGCCCUCUCCCGUCAGGCGGACUCGACGUACCCCCCGUUCCGCCGCUGCCGAGCAUGCCCGCUACGCCCGAGCUCGGCCUGAUGAUUGGCGUGGGUUCGGGCGCGCGGAUACGGCGCGGGUCCGACGCGCGGGAGCAGCCGCUCAAGAGCGCCGAGGUCAAGCGGCGGUCGAGCCUGUCAAGCCUAUCGCGCAGCAACGGCAACGGCAACGCCGAGAAGCCCGAAACUGGCUACUCGUACCCCCGUCCAGUAUCCCGCAUCAGCGAGGUCGACUCACCCGCGCCGUCAGGGCCGUCCGCGCCCAACACGCCCAUGAAAAGCUUGCCGAACAGCGCAACGCUGGACCAAGUGCCAAGCUCGGCGUCAUACUAUGGUAGCAGCGAGCAAGGAUCCCCGUUGCCAUCGCAGGGGUCCUUGAAGAGGAAGUCGCGCUCUGGACCGGCCACGCCAGAACGACAGGUGACUCGACGGUCUACGGGGGAACCCUCAUCUUCUGGCUCGAAUGACUAUCUCAACCACAUUCUCGAUGAAUACGCCACUCCUUCGCCGAGGUCUUCUCGUGUCAGAGUGACGCGCUCCCCGCGGUCGAGCGUGAACGGUGGGAAGGGCACUUUGUCAACCCACAGCAGAUCAUCGACCCGCAACUCUCGAACGAGCACUGAUAUGCCCUCUACUAAGAGAGGUGGCAAACGCGUAUCAAACAGGAUAUUGCUCCCUUUGGGAGAGAACAGUACCGCUCUACAGAGGCGCAUGAACGAAAGCUCGCGCUCAUCCAGCCUCCAACCUGCGCGCAUUCGGAGCCAAUUGCCGUCCGUUCCCAGUUCGGCAUACAGCAGGUCCAGCACGGUUUCCUCGGCUCGCGCGAGCCAGUCCCAGCACGUCGCCAUCGACGAUUCACGGGCCUCCCCGGAUCUACUGGACACUAUGCUCUUACCCAUCGGUCCAUCGGCCAAAGCGGUGUUCAACCGCCAGCGAUCGGGUAGCACGCCGAAUCCUAUCACUGUCGUGCGCGACUCCAAGGACUUCAACUUGUACAAUAUCACCCUUUCCGACGGCACUGAGACCGACGGCACAUCGCCGUCCGCCGGGAGCGGGAGCGGUAGCGCUCCAGCGCGUGACCAGCGCUUUCCGGAGACGCCCAGCGCCUUCAGUCCGCUGUGGUCGCCCGGCACCGAAGGCGCUCAAGGCCCGGUCAUCACGUUCGGUGGCGAAGGAUCCCUGCCGAUCGCAUUCGAGAUGACCAUGGACGAAAGCCGGCCACUGGCGCGGUCGAUGACGGUGGCACAGGAUCGGGGGAGCUCGUUCCGACGACCACGUUUAGCGAGGUCGGCGACGGCGUCGAAGGCGUCGGGGAUGACAAGGCAGAUGAUUCCUGCUUCUGUAGAAGAGCUCGAGGACGAAGAUGAAGACGAAAAACAAGCGGAGUCUUUACCGCCUCCACCUCUGCCCCCUUCGCUCAGCCUGCCGGGAACUCCGCUGCGGAGCUCUCCCGUCACUGUGGAGCGCUCACCCGCGCAGGCAAACGCUGGCCAGACAUUGCAGCUGGUGGGUUCCACAGCCUCUUUGCUACUGGCGCAACACAGUCGAGCGUCUUCCGUCGAUGCGCCGAGCUCUCGCUCCUCCUCUCCUCGUCCAUUACCUCGUAAACCUCUACCGGGAGUGGGUCUGGGCGCAGAAAGCAGCAGAGCUUCCCAAUCUCGCUCACGGUCGCCUGCUCCAUCCGAGCUACACCUCUCCAGUCGUGACCCAUCUCCCGAGCGAGUCAGGGGUCGUUCUCCCUUACCCAUGCCCCCGAAAGCGCUGCCUAUCACACCGGAUCCUGCUGCGAGGCCCAAUGACGUCGCUGGCCCGAGCAAUGCGAGCACAUUCCGCGAUCCGCUUGCAGAUGCAUUACAGUCGACAAUAAAUGUAAAUACCACAGAGGACGCAGAACUUCCGGGCCCAGGAUCGUCCCAGGCGGAUCUCGUUGCUCCUACCACGGUGCCUGCCAGACCAACACCCCCUCGUACAGUACCAGACACCUCCCGGUUGUCAGCGUUCCCUUCCAUCCGAUCAUUAUCGCCAGAGUCCACGACGUUCGUUCCUCCGCCGCCCUACGAAGCGGCAGUCCAGAGCGAAGCUCCCGCCGUACCUGUGCAACCCGUGGCGCCUGCUCCCCCCGCUGCUUCCGUGCAACCCGACGGGCGAACCCCGCCGGCCUUUGGGCGGUCCAUAACCGAACCAGCGGUGCCUACCUCGGCCAGCUCCCCUCGGUCGCCUAUGAUCUCGUCAAUUGCUAGCUCGCCUUCGAAGCCUGGUUCCCCUGACAGUCGCCGGACUCGUGCGAGAGCGCCACUCGGGCCCAGGAGACCGAGCGCUAUGGCAAAUAUCACUAACAGAGAACGCAAUGGCUCCGUUUCGUCCGUGACUAGCACCCCGGGAAGCAGAAACAUGACCGGGAGCAGCCUGAGCGGCCAGCGCAAUGCGUCUGCGUCUGUACACGUCCCCACGCCCAAAUUUGAGCCCUCAGUGGUGGAGUGGAAGGGCUUGACUCUCGAAGCAGCGAAGUGGACAUUCACCUCGUCUCAAUUGCAAGCGAUCGUGUCAAGGGCUAUCAAGCAGUCUGCGGAGGCUUCUUCGAUCCGUCUGCUUCCGCUGGACACGUUGGACGUGGAGAUCCCAGAUGAACUGCGUCGCCUCAAGCUACUGAGUAAGGAUCUCAAGACCAAGUACAAAAUAUCCGUGCGAAAGCGUGCGACCUUGUUCGACUCCCUUACGUCUGGGUCAAGCGACCUAGCGCUAGUCCAACGAACCGCGCAAGAGCUCGCCGAGGUUUCCGCCACCCUCGAUCAGCUUAGCGAAGAGCUCUAUAUCGUCACGGACCAGAUCACGCAGCUGAACAGGUUACGAGAUGUUCAUUCCUACAGCGCGCUUGCGAUGGCCUUGCGCAAGCUCAACACCAGCUUCCUGAGCCAAGUUGCGGAGACGCAGGCCCUGCGACAGCAGGUUGCCCAGCUGGAAACGGAGCGCGACGAAGCGUGGAGGCAGGCAGAGGACGUGGCGCAAGAGUUCGACACGCUCAAUGAGAAGUUGAUGGAGGAGAGCGUCAUCCCUGCUUCGGUGAAGGUUUCCGGAGGCAGGUCCAGCCGCGUCACGAUGGUUCGAAAGAACAGCGUGAGGGCGGCCAGGGCGGGCUUGCGCACAUCGGGCUCGGUGCGCCGUAGCAUGAGGUCGUCCAUGGGAAGUGCGUACGCGCCCAGUUCUGCUGGACCGUCGACCUCGAGAUCGACCAUGUACUCGGAUAUCAUCCCCCCGGUACCUCCAGUGCCGCGUCCCUCCGUGAGGACCAGCGAUGUUCCUACCCGGGGAUCUUACGCCUCUGGUGAUGCCACUCCGGCCUCGGACGUCGAAGCGAAUGCGAUGAUCGAGGCACAGAAAGAGCUAUACGCCAUGCUCGGUUUAGCGACUCAAGACAAUCGUCAGCGUGGCCGUCCCCGCUCUCAGUCCGUGCGGCAAUCAGGUUCUGGGUCGUUCACCUCCCGGCCGAAAUCUGUUGAAGGGAGUGAUAGACCAGCAUCGUUGCCUCCGACUCCCGGGUUUGCCAAAGCAAUUGACCCUGAGGGUCGGGCUAUGUUGGCAACCAUGGGCAUGAUACCAUGAAAUUCGCAUCCACAUUCAUUUGUACAUCAUACCUGUUUCGUUCUGUGCACAUUAUCACACUCGUUCUUUGCAUGCAUAGCAUAUCAGCACUUGCCCGUACCUUUGCACACUAAUUUAUUAGAUGCACUACAAAUAUAUUUU
Messenger RNA from Punctularia strigosozonata HHB-11173 SS5, 4734 nucleotides. RefSeq lists its product as uncharacterized. NCBI's taxonomy places the organism in Eukaryota, Fungi, Basidiomycota, Agaricomycetes, Corticiales, Punctulariaceae. Bases 1 to 4593 code for a protein of 1530 amino acids. The transcript has 6 exons. The record is from RefSeq and is a predicted model, not a curated record.